This is a messenger RNA of Rhizoctonia solani, 4092 nucleotides long. Its product is annotated as CCR4-Not complex component, Not1. The transcript has 11 exons. Gene Ontology annotation, molecular function: ubiquitin-protein transferase activity; RNA binding. Bases 1 to 4092 code for a protein of 1363 amino acids. Gene Ontology annotation, cellular component: CCR4-NOT complex. Gene Ontology annotation, biological process: protein ubiquitination. Lineage: Eukaryota; Fungi; Basidiomycota; Agaricomycetes; Cantharellales; Ceratobasidiaceae. The record is from RefSeq and is a predicted model, not a curated record.
AUGUCUUCACGACUUCCUCGUUCGCCACAUGUGCCCCACUCGAGUGCGAAUGCUCACCCUAUCACCGCGUCGCACGCCAAGUCCCAUGUCUUGGCCGGCGUUCAGGACGCGUACUGGAGCGACGACGACGAUGAGAAUCUUGAGUGUCCACUCUGCCUGGAAGAAAUGGACCUGUCAGAUUUGCACUUCAAGCCAUGCCCAUGCGGUUAUCAAAUCUGCAACUUUUGCUGGCACCAUAUCAAAGAAAAUCUCAACGGACGCUGCCCCGCAUGCCGCCGGGAGUAUACCGAACAACCCGCAGAGUUCAAAUCGGUAACUGCGGAAGAACAGAAGCGAUUGAACGCCCAGAAGCGCAAGCGGGACAAGGAACGCAAGGAACUUGAGGCGCUUAAUCGCCGUCACUUGGCCAAUGUGCGAAUCGUGCAGCGGAACCUAGUCUAUGUUACCGGUCUAGGGUCUCGUUUCGCCAAAGAGGAAUUGCUACCAUCACUCCGGUCAUCCGAGUACUUUGGCCAGUAUGGAAAGGUCUCCAAGAUACUUUUGGUCAAACGUGCGGCAACUCUAAACCGUCCAGCCGAUGUAGGAGUUUACAUUACGUAUCAUCGGCGUGAGGAUGCUGCUCGCGCGAUCACUGCUGUCGAUGGUAGUCCAUCACCUGGUGGCGGUGGAGAGGUUAUGCGGGCUAGUUAUGGGACCACCAAGUACUGCAUUAAUUUCCUCCGUGGUGUUCAGUGCACGAAUAACUCUUGCUUGGAUCUGCACGAAUGGGGCGACGAACGCGAUUGUUUCACCAAGGAGGAUUUGGCCACAUUGAAGCAUGCCAUGAAGGAUAGCGAGACACGUCAAGCGCCGCCGCCUGCGCCUCGCAAACGUGCUGAAGACUCCGAAGCUACGUCCGGCCCACCCAUGGGGGCUGCGCUCCCUCGAGGCGCCUCUUGGGGGCAAAAUAGAGGGGCUUUGCCACCCGCCCCAGCGAUCCUCCCAUCUUCGACCUCUUCUGCAUUCCCCGCUAUUACCGCGUCACUCGCUUCAUCUGCACAGUCUACUCGGCAGCAAAGAUCUGCCAAGGCGCGAGGUGCCGCGACGGAACGUCCUGCGACACCGAACCGAACUCGUCGUGGUGCAGAGAGAAAUCGAGAACGAGGGGGGAAAUCUACAGAAGUUGGAACCACGAGUACACCGGCAGCUACUGGAGGUCUGAUUGCUUCACGCCCAUCCACUCCUGGGUUGUCCAACCCACCCUCACGACCGUCAACAGCCUCGAAAUCUCCACGUGAUGCCUUCAAGUCGCCCACUCUGGCUGCUGCGCAACCAACCCCUCUUGCCAGCGUUCAUGUACCAGCAGAAACUACAAUCGAAGAUACACCCUCUCCAGAUGUCAAGGAGCAAGGAGUUACUAUGCCCACACAAUCAUCACCCAAGCCCUCACCAGCUACCUCCGCGAUGCCACCACCACCGCCUGGCCUAUCUCUACCCCCACCACCGCCCGGUCUGACAACAAUUCCUCAACAUACUCCGACAACACAAUCUGUAUCUAGUCCACAGACUCCCCCCUCUAGCGCUGGUCCAAACCAAUCUCAAUAUCAGAUGUCCGGUGCUGCCAAGGCGUUGCUUGAUGACGUGAGGGCACGAAGAGAGGCGGCUCCGCCAGCUUUCAGUUUCAACAUGGGCUCUAGCGGCUACAACCGCGGUGAUAUUGCCUCGGGUCCCUACGCGAGCACCGUUCAGGAUGAUAUCCCUGGCCCCUUGCCUGGACAUACUGUCCCUGGACUCUUCGAUCCGUUCAGGAAGAAUGACGCAAAUUCUCUUCCUCCACCGCCCGGCCUCUCUGCUACUCGACCUGGUGGAUAUGAGCAAGCAUAUACCGGGGCAUUCAAUCCAUUUGCUGACGGCCCGGGAUCAUCGAAUCGAGCAUCGUCUUACGAUUCGGAGCGUGAUGCCGCUGAGCGCACCAGUUCGAGGUUUGGUUUUGCUCGUCGCCAAGAUUCCUCUGGGCCAACGUCUAUCGGGUAUGGUACUGCCAUCACGUCGUCACCUAUGCGUCUUCAUGACCAACUGCCGCCUGAGGUGCCAAUGUCUCCUCAAGUAGCAUCCGCGCAGUGGCAGUACAGCCAUAACCUGCCCGAUUAUGGUCACCAAGGAAUGAUGCCGAUGAACAUGCCGCCCAAUCAUCUACAGCAGCAGCAGCUUUAUGCCCCACCUGGCCUUGGCCAACAGCACUACCCGAAUGGAAUGGAGUUGAAUGCGGCCGGAUUAAAGGAGCUGUUGAAUAUUGGAGGCAACCUGUCCGGUACGCGCAUUGAUGCACGCCGUUCCCAGACUGACACGUUUGAUUCCCGCUUUACCGUCCAACCAUUUAGUGAUCCUGCUAUUAUGUCCGUUGCCCCUCGGGAAAUGUUCCCAUCCGGUCCGAGUUUGCCGCAAACGACACGUAUGUCACAGAUUGGUCCAAACACUCCUGGUCAACCGCCAGUAGCUCCAACUGGGCGGUAUUCGCCGCCACCCGGCUUUAUACCAUCUGCCCGUCUACAACCAGCUCGCCAAGGGACUCAAAAUGUCAGCCCGAUAGCAACUGGUCCUAUGGCCAACUCGCCUAUGUUGACCAACGCAUCUAUUAUUAAAUCCGAACCUAAUUCGCCAGCUCUUUCUGCUUCAGACUUCCCUGCUCUCCCUCCUCCCUCAACUGAUACUCAAACCAAGCGUGAAACCAAUCAGCCAUUCCUUCAAUCUCGUGUGACUGCCGCCGAUGCCAAGGCAGCUUCCCUCGCAGCCAAGAAGACCUCUACAACAGUUACCAAGAAAGUUACCUCGAAACCUGCCCCCAAAAUUAUCACCAAGACUGCUAUCGAUGACAUUUCUCAAGUUGUUUCUCCAUCAAAUUCUACACCUAAUACUGCUGAGGCUCCCACUAAAUUUACACCAACGAUCACUGUCCCGGUUUCCAAAGACGCGGCCCCCGACCGCUCAGGUAAAAAGCCCAGCUCGCAGGCAACGUCAAAGGUUUCCACUCCCACAUCCGAUUCUCGUCCCACACCAACAGUGUCCAAGCCAAGCUCUGUUGAACGUAAUCAGAGUAACGCAGGCUCCAUUCGCGGGAAGUCCAACCCAGCUGUUUCUUCAAACACUACUAAGACUGUCCCGGUUCCUAAACCCUCUAUAUUGAUCCCAAGUUCUGAACCGGUCGAACAGGUUCCCGUUUUAUCUCGUAAACAGAAAAAGAACAAACCGGUGCCGCCCCGUCCUGUAGUCAAGGUUCCAAAAGACGAGCCCGCAAAAACCGAGUCCGUGACUCCAUCUGCCCCCUCCUCUCCUGUAUCGACACUGCUCCGUUUUGAGGAUGGCUCUAGUCCGCCAACUCCGCUUACCGCUGAGCCAGCUAUGCCACCCGAGCCCUCAAUUGUCGGGAUGCUCGUUGACCUUGCUGCCCAGUACGAAAUAGAGCGGCUGGCAUUCUUUGAUAGUCAGAGUUACAACAAUAAACUGGCAACGCCCUUGCGAUAUGGUCCGCUCGUUCAGGCAUUGUCUACCUUAUCUAUAGGCGGCGGCUCGGCAGCCAAAUCGAUUACUCCCGGUACGAUUGACACAGCCGUAACAUCUUUCCAGCAACUACUUGAAACGCUCACUCAGACGAUUUCGGACAUGCUACGUACGCUCCCUCGUACAACUUGGGACGAUACUUCUUCUUUUGACGGAGUUCUGAAAGAUAUGCUCAAGGCAGAGGAGUUUUUGGAAGAGAACACGGAUGAUUUGCCUAAUUGGCGGGAUGAUGACGUUGCGGUCCUCACACAAGCACUCGAGAAGCGGGCCCGGUGGAUGGAGAUUCAACUUGUCAAACUAGAAGAGCUCCAUCGGGACAUCAACACGUCCGCUGUACGAUCUGUGCUGGAUCAAAACGACCGCGGUUGGGGACUUCGUGCACGAGAACCCAAAGGGGAAUCCCUAGCGAGCUUUGAGCAACUCGGAACGGUUGAGGAGAAUGGGGUUAGGCGAAUGAUGAAUAUCGCGGAGCUGGAGGAAGCACUUUUAGAGGCUAAGCAAAAGGAAGCCGUGGCAGAGACCGAGCUGAAGGAAGCAAUGUUGACCGCAUACUGA